AAUCACACAUAUAUACAUACGUUCACAAUUAUAGUUUUAAGCAAAUAAAUUAAUACAGUAUGAUGUUACCAUUCAAAAGAAGAACCUAGUUCUCAAAAUUUUAGCUGAGAAAUUUCUGUCAAUUGCCUUGAAUUACUUCGGAAAUAUUUUUUUCCGUAAUUCCUCUAAAGCCAUGGAUAACAAAUCAGCCCGCCAUAACAUGUUGAAAGCCUUGCAGAACCCGCUGGUACAUAAGUUAAUCACUAGUAACUUAUUUUUUCCUAAUCCGUACCCAAAAUAAUUAGUUUUCUAUUAGAUUCUCGACCACAUUUUAUCCCAGCUCGAACUCCACGACUUAAAAACGUCUCCCCUUGUGUGCCAUGAGUGGAACCAUGUUGCCGCUAGUUUAUUACGAAGGCGUGCUUCCCUCAAUAUCCACAGGAUUCUCUAUGAAACGUCAAGCUUAGACCAAAUGAUCCUGGUGAACGACAAAUUGAAACGCCGCUUAUUAAUCUUGGACAGUUUUCCACUCUACAAGCCAACAUACAGGCCUAUCAACGUCUCGACUCCAAGGGUACACUAUUUCCCGAACAACCCAAACACACCGCAGGUAACCAAGUUCUUGGAAGCACAAAAGAAAUUGGUCAUCACAUUCCUUGAAGGAAUAGCAAGCCUUAAGAGCACGAACAUUCAGCAAGUUUCCAUCGUUAUCCUGCGAAAUUUAGUAAUUCUUCGCUACGUGGAUGAAAUUGAAGGGUAUCCAAAACUUCCAAUUCAAGCUAAUUUAACCUCAAUAAAGUUUACAGCCUAUCCACUAAGACCGGCCGAGAGCUUCCACGUGUUUGGAAUAUUCUUUCAAUUACUUGUCGAUUCGGCACCAAAUUUAAGCUGCUUGGACAUCUCGGGAACAUUAUAUCCGAAUUUAGGAGAGUCGAAAAAACUCAAGGUUUUGGAACUUCGCUUCGAACAAUGUUACCAUGGCUCUACUGAAUUAAACUUGACCAAUCUGACAAGGGUGUUAGGACAGGUUAAGGAUUCUUUGACAGAGUUGAAAUUUCACUACGUUGGGACAAACAAUUUCAAUGUGGCAAUGGGCGAAAAUCUUGAAGUUCCUGUGAUGUCGGAACUUUACUCUCUCACCAUUCCCUGCAUAGAUUCGUUUCAAAUCCCAAACUUUUUUAAUGAAAAACACCUCCCAAAGUUAAAAAACCUCCGCAUUACAAAAAACAAUUUGAAAGAGUGGAACUUUUUAGCCCAUCUAAAUCUAUGGCAGCGACACCGCGGAGUUCAAUAUAUCCUCGUGGAACCUGGUUAUCGGCCUUGCACGAGCAUCGAAUUUUCGCGAAAAAUUGUACAAUUAUUUCCCGCCGUGAAGAAAUUUAAUUUCACGAUAUCCCUUCCUGCCGAAGAUUUCGUACAUAUGGUCAACCCAAUAUUGGCCCCGUUCAAAAUGUGGGAUCUGAGGGAGGUCACUGUUUUCAUGGACAGAGCCGAGGAAAACUCCAUGUUGGUCGAAUUCUUAAAAAAUAUAGCGAAUUGGAAGGGCGUUAAAAGUGCCCAGUUUAGAUUCAGCGACCGCACUUUCCACGACCUCUCUACCUGGAUGAAUGAUAUUAUCUUUCAUCGUAGGGGAUUUAAAAGCGUGCAGAUUUCUCAGAUGCUUGGCCGUUGUGUAUUUGCUAUUGGUCCAGGAUUGUGAAAAGGAAGAAAGGACCAAAAAUGAAUCCGUAACGGACGGAAAGCUAAA
Folsomia candida is the source of this 1726-nucleotide messenger RNA. RefSeq lists its product as uncharacterized. The transcript is spliced from 3 exons. The record is from RefSeq and is a predicted model, not a curated record. The coding region runs from base 452 to 1678 and encodes 408 amino acids. NCBI's taxonomy places the organism in Eukaryota, Metazoa, Arthropoda, Collembola, Entomobryomorpha, Isotomidae.